UGAACGAGGAAAGUAAGCAGAGAGGGAGAGAGGGAGAGAGGGAGAGAGAGGGAGAGAGAGAGAGAGAGAGAGAUGGAUUCAGCUUAAUGUGCAGCGAGAGAGCUCUCAGAUCUUCAGAAGGAGAGAACUCGAUACCAGCCAGAGCUUCCUCCAUGCCUUCAGGGGACUACUAUGAGGUUGGAGUAUGGUGAUGGAACAACCACUAUAGACCCCAACAAUUUACAUAUCAUAAGCCAAGCCUUUCCAUGUACAUAUGGGCAGCCUUUGGCUCAUUUCAUGAGGACUACAAUGAAGGUCUCCGAUGCCCAAAUUAUCGCCGAACACCCAAUUUUAAGGGUUGGUGUUGUAUUUUGUGGGAGGCCAUCUCCAGGUGGACAUAAUGUCGUCUGGGGCCUGCAUGAUGCAAUAAAAUCUCAUAAUCCUGAAAGUGUUGUGCUUGGCUUUAUAGGUGGUACUGAAGGCUUAUUUGCUCAGAAAACUAUAGAAAUCACAGAUGAUAUUAUUUCUUCUUACAAAAACCAAGGCGGUUUUGAUUUGCUAGGCCGAACGAAGGAUCGAAUAAGAACAAAUGAGCAAAUCAAUGCUGUUAAAGUUGCAUGUGAAGCAUUGAAAUUGAACGGUCUUGUGAUUAUUGGGGGUGUAACAUCCAAUACAGAUGCUGCUCACCUAGCUGAGACUUUUGCAAAGACAAAAUGUCAGACCAAGGUGGUUGGUGUACCUGUUACUUUGAAUGGAGAUCUAAAGAAUCAAUUUGUGGAGACUGAUGUUGGAUUUGACACUGUAUGCCGGGUUAGUUCACAACUUACAAGCAACAUUUGCUUAGAUGCUCUUUCUGCAGGGAAGUAUUAUCACUUCAUUCGCGUGAUGGGACACAACGCAUCUCAUGUUGCUUUGGAAUGUGCUCUCCAGUCGCAUCCAAAUAUGGUAAUCCUAGGUGAAGAGGUGGAUAACUCUAAAAAUUCUCUCUUUGAUAUUAUAAAACAAAUAAGUGAUGCAGUUCAAGCAAGAUCAGAGCAAGGAAAGUACCAUGGUGUCAUCCUCAUCCCCGAGGGGCUAGUCGAAAUUAUUCCAGAAUUGUCUGCACUGUUGCAGGAAAUUCAUGACCUUCAAAGCCAAGGAGUUGAUACAGAGAGCAUUUCUUCUCAUCUCUCUCCUUCAGCAUCUGCAUUAUUUGAAUUUCUGCCACCAUUUAUCAGAAAACAGUUUUUACUUCCUCCUGAAUCUGAUAUUUCAGCACAGCUUUCUCAGAUAGAGACAGAAAAACUCAUAGUUCAGCUGGUGGAAGCAGAAUUGAACAAGAGAAUGUUUAAAUCUCAGAAAGAAGGCAUUUACAAAGGGAAAAAAUUCAGUCCCAUCUGUCACUUCUUUGGCUACCAAACUAGAGGAUCUUUGCCAUCAAAAUUUGAUUGUGAUUAUGCCUAUGUUCUUGGGCACAUCUGCUACCACAUUGUAGCAGCUGGUUUGAAUGGUUAUAUGGCGACUGCAACAAAUCUGAAACAUUCUGUGGAAAAAUGGAGAUGUGGUGCUGUUCCAAUCAUAGCAAUGAUGACAAUGAAGCAAUGCUCAAAUGGCACUUCGCUUUAUCCCGCUGUAGUUGACCUGGAAGGAAAAUUAUAUGAGAAGCUGAAGCAAAAUGCCUCCAGUUUUCUCAUGGAUGACUUGUACAGAGAUCCAGGGCCCCUUCAGUUUGAUGGACCGGGAACUGAUGUGAAAUCUCUCACUUUGUGUCUUGAAGAUUAGGAUUACAUCUCCAUAACUAUAUGGACAAAGGUUUGGAGCAUUCUGAAACCUGAAGAUCCUUAAAACAGCUCAAAGUUCCAUGGCUUCUGUUACUGAGGUCCUGGCUGCAAUGUCUUCAUCAGAAUCUAACGGUCGGAUCCCUUUAUGAAUCUUUGCAACCAAGUUAUUAUGGAGGCCGAAGCUUUAAUCUUAAUUUGGUAACUUUUGAAUAAAUGUCAAUAUAGAAAAAUGUAUAUCAUUAAUAGAUUUGUUUUGAAAUGAGAGAAUAA
Messenger RNA from Phalaenopsis equestris, 2009 nucleotides. Its product is annotated as pyrophosphate--fructose 6-phosphate 1-phosphotransferase subunit alpha-like. The coding region runs from base 172 to 1740 and encodes 522 amino acids. Gene Ontology annotation, biological process: response to glucose; glycolytic process; photosynthesis. The record is from RefSeq and is a predicted model, not a curated record. Gene Ontology annotation, cellular component: cytosol. The transcript has 19 exons. Gene Ontology annotation, molecular function: diphosphate-fructose-6-phosphate 1-phosphotransferase activity; ATP binding; 6-phosphofructokinase activity. NCBI's taxonomy places the organism in Eukaryota, Viridiplantae, Streptophyta, Magnoliopsida, Asparagales, Orchidaceae.